Messenger RNA from Aspergillus mulundensis, 1467 nucleotides. RefSeq lists its product as uncharacterized. The record is from RefSeq and is a predicted model, not a curated record. The transcript is spliced from 2 exons. Lineage: Eukaryota; Fungi; Ascomycota; Eurotiomycetes; Eurotiales; Aspergillaceae. The coding region runs from base 1 to 1467 and encodes 488 amino acids.
AUGACCUUAAGUUCAGCUUCCUCCUCCAGAUGGCUGACGCGUACAGUUUGUCAACUGGAUGCGAUGCAAAGGGGCCACGCAACGUCAGCACUCAUGCUUGAGUACACAAGCGAUAGAUAUAACCGUUCUUCUCCUAUAUGCUGGCGUCGAGACUUUGCGGUGUUGAUUGAAGUCCCUCCAGAAUGCAAACGCCGCGGGCUUUAUCGACUACGCAAAUCUCCCGUCACCACUUUGCGAUGGAGGUGGUACCCUGGCCGUCAACCCCCAGGAUGGCAAGGGGCUGAGACUGUCCCAGCAACACGCUUCAUCGACCUUGGUCGUAAAAAGCACACGAUUUUCCACGUCGCGGCGAAUGAUGAUGGAAUCCUGUUUAUACAGAUGGCUCUCGCACCGCCCAGACGUCCAUGUAGGGGCCUAAGGGUUACCAAUGUCGUUUAUUCCUGGGCCGACGAUAAGAUCCUGUGGCUGGAGAACAUCAACGGGCUCUCUGGCUAUUAUUACGGGAUGCGCUACCUACUUGGCAGAGAGCGGCUUUAUACUAUCUCAGGUUGCGAAGAGACCUAUAAUCACAAUCUUAUUGCUGAGGACUUUCGCUCAGGGUCACGACUGUACAAAACCGGUUAUCCUGUUCACCAGGAUGCUGUCGAUACCGGGCAGAUGAGACUCCUUCAAGCCACCGACGACGACGAACUGUUCGUGCAUCUUUCGCCCUGUUUAGGUGAGAACAUUUGCGAAUUCCACAUUGUCAGGGUAAGCUGCGGCGUUUACAUUGGACACUUGAAGCUUCUCGGCGGCGGACUCAAUCUCGACAAUAUUCUUACCCACCCUGCAAGUGGGCAGAUGGCUGUCAUAGAUAUUGUUGAGGAAUGGUUCCCUUCACUUAUGCUUGACGCCCAUCCAUUGCUAUUUGACAGCCGAUUCGUCAUCCUGAGCUACUAUUCUUACAAUCAAGAGACCGGGUAUGCGCUGCUCCACACCGACGCUUUGAUGGCAGGCCCUAGAUCCGAUCCACUCCAGAGCCAUUUCAAUUACCGCCUUAUAUCUCCAGCCGCCAUCAAUCCGUUCUACAGGACAGCCAUCUUGUCAUUCAUAGAUUGUCCACCCACCCAACAAACCAAGUCUUCACAGCGGUCGUUGUGGAGCUACCCCUUUGUCCCGACUGAGGAAAUAGCCAUCCGUCGCGCUGUUAAGGCAAUCCUAAAACUCAGGUAUGACCAGAUUUCUCUCCCGCGUCCUCCUCUCCGCCAAUGUUGGGUUCUCGGCGACGCGGUGAGGAUCACCGCUUCUCCUGAGUCGGCUGGGGAGACAGGCAUCGGCACGGGACAGAGAAAAGAGGCAGUAAUGACUGAGACUGGAUUGAGGUGGGACUCGCGUUUUACUGGCAAUGGAGAUGCGGUCUUCACGUCAUCUUUGAGCCCGAGCGCUUGCACUGAGAAUGCGAGCUAUUUUCUUGGUUUUGCGGGAUAG